This is a messenger RNA of Mesocestoides corti, 987 nucleotides long. NCBI's taxonomy places the organism in Eukaryota, Metazoa, Platyhelminthes, Cestoda, Cyclophyllidea, Mesocestoididae. The record is from the annotation of a GenBank genome assembly.
AUGUUGAGGACUGACACCAUCGGCAGUACGUCAAAGCCUUUAUACGUUAUUGUCCAGAGCGUUUCGAAGGUGAUUACGCUCCUUGAGCGCUUGGAUGCCCAAGUUGAGCUGACACCACUUGAGGUUAAUCCCCAACGAUAUGGUAACAAGGCAUUUCGUGAUUACUAUUCUUGGCUGUGUCAAAACGCCACGAGCAUAUGUCAGGAAACUCUGGAAAUCGAAACGACAGCGGAAAACUUUGAUGAACUGGUUAAAUAUCUGACGGAGUCUGUCGGCAAUCCUGUUCGAAUCGAUUAUGGCACCGGCCACGAACUUGCAUUCAUUGCUUUCUUACUGGCCCUUUUUAAAAUGGGCUUUCUGAAGAAACCUGAAUCGGCUAUAAUUAAUCAGAAAACUGGAAGUGCGUUAGAACACAACGAAUAUGCCGAAAUUGCUUUGUGUGUCUUCCCAGUUUACCUCCGUUUCGUUCGCCACUUGCAGACUUACUUCAGGAUGGAACCGGCCGGUUCUCAUGGCGCAUGGAGCCUUGAUGAUUUCCAAUUCGUACCCUAUAUUUGGGGCAGCAGUCAACUUAUGGGUACCGGAUUGUACGAACCGUCAGUAAUACCCAAUAAAGAAGUUGCCUCGAAGGAAGCGGAGUCUUGUCUGUUGUUUUCUUGUGUCAACUACAUAUUCCAGGUUAAGACAGGUCCCUUUGCAGAGCACUCAAGUUGCCUCCAGAGCCUCAGCAACGUGCCCCACUGGGAGAAAAUAAAUUCGGGUAUGCUAAAGAUGUACAAGGGUGAGGUCUUAAAUAAGUUUCCUGUUGUGCAACAUUUCCUCUUCGGCAACCUGCUCAGGUUCGAGCCAGCACCACCAGGUGCUUUAAAGGCAGGCCCACCAGGAGGCGCCAAGCUGCCAAGUUCGUCGACCUCUGCUGGCCCUCGCAAAGACAUGUCUGCCUUUUCUCACCAACCACCAUUCGUCAAGCCCACGGGAGACCCAUAA